This is a messenger RNA of Cottoperca gobio, 2466 nucleotides long. RefSeq names its product WD repeat and FYVE domain containing 2 (gene wdfy2). Gene Ontology annotation, biological process: positive regulation of protein phosphorylation; positive regulation of fat cell differentiation. Gene Ontology annotation, molecular function: protein binding; metal ion binding. NCBI's taxonomy places the organism in Eukaryota, Metazoa, Chordata, Actinopteri, Perciformes, Bovichtidae. The coding region runs from base 135 to 1337 and encodes 400 amino acids. The record is from RefSeq and is a predicted model, not a curated record. The transcript has 13 exons. Gene Ontology annotation, cellular component: early endosome.
UGUCAGCUGACAGGCAGCAUCCGUCACAACACCGCGCUGCUUGCUGACAGCUAGCUAGCUGCUAUUAGCCGAGGCUCUGCGGGUAUGUUUCCCGGAGUCAGAACCGUAGACGGAGGUUUGUGUACUAACAACUCAUGGCGGCCGAAAUCCAGCCCCAACCGCAGGCUCGGAAGCCAUGUCUGCUGAGCAAGAUUGAGGCUUUCCAAGAUGUUGUUAGCACGGCGGUCAUCAUUCCAAAAGAAGACGGCGUUAUCAGCGUAUCCGAGGACAGGACGAUUCGGGUAUGGCUGAAGAGAGACAGCGGUCAGUACUGGCCCAGUGUCUACCACACAAUGACAACUUCGUGCUCCUGCAUGUCCUUUAACCCGGAGACCAGGAGGCUGUCCGUGGGGAUGGAUACUGGCAGUAUCUGUGAGUUCAUCCUGUCAGAAGACUACAACAAGAUGACCCCAGCAAGCACCUAUCAGGCCCAUCAGGGCCGAGUGACUGUGGUGCUGUUCGUGUUGGAGAUGGAGUGGCUUCUGAGCACCGGCCAGGACAAAAACUUCAACUGGCACUGCUCAGAGAGCGGCCAGCAACUGGGGACGUACCGCACCACCGCUUGGGUUUCAGGACUACAGUUUGAUGUGGAGACCAGACACGCCUUCGUAGGGGACCAGUCUGGUCAGGUGACCAUCCUGAAGCUGGAGCAGGACAGCUGCAGCCUGGUCACCACUUUCAAGGGACACACUGGUAAUGUGACGGCGCUGUGUUGGGACCCCGUCCAGAGGGUGCUGUUCUCCGGCAGCUCGGACCACUCCAUCAUCAUGUGGGACAUCGGAGGCCGCAAAGGCACCGCCAUCGAACUGCAAGGACACAAUGACAAGGUUCAGGGCUUGUGCUACGCCUCACACACUCGUCAGCUCAUCUCCUGCAGCUCAGAUGGAGGCAUCGUCAUCUGGAACAUGGACGUAUCACGACAAGAGACCCCGGAGUGGCUGGACAGUGACUCCUGUCAGAAGUGUGAGCAGCCGUUCUUCUGGAACUUCAAACAGAUGUGGGACAGUAAGAAGAUCGGCCUGCGACAGCACCACUGUAGGAAGUGUGGCCAGGCGGUGUGCGGAAAGUGUUCGUCCAAACGCUCCACCAUCCCCCUCAUGGGCUUCGAGUUCGAGGUGCGUGUGUGUGACAGCUGCCACGAGUCCAUCACCGACGAUGAUCGAGCGCCCACAGCCACCUUCCACGACAGCAAGCACAGCGUGGUUCACAUGCACUACGAGCCGACCACCGGGAAUCUGCUCACCUCCGGCACCGACAAGGUUGUCAAGCUAUGGGACAUGAGUCCUGUGGUGUCCUGAGGUCUUUUGGGAGCCCAGCAGUCAGCAGGAAGCUCUGUUCACCAAACUAUGAUGGUUUCACGGUGGCAGUCGCAGAAAGAGAGAAGCGUAUCCAAAAACAUCGAUGUCACCUGGAUAAUAUUCAACAAUGAGAAGUGGCUCGUGAGGACACUGCAGGCCGCUGAAGACUGGGAACAGGACCGGCCGUGGCUGACGAGGUGGAGACGUAAAAACAUGGAGUCUUCCAUCUUCAAUAUCCUCGUAUGGUGACCCCGACAUUUAAGAGUUCAGGCCAUUACAGAGGCAUUACUGUCGAUCCUUGUCAUGAUACAGUACGACCACUGAAGUGUUGUAAUCUGAACAUCUACACUUCACACUCGCUGAUCCUUCCUUCUCUACUGUCGGCUGUUUUAUGAGAUUAUUUAUUAUUCUACGUGUCGGUCUUAAUGUUUCUGCACAUAUCAUUAAUCUAAUCCGUGGCAUCACACUCACACACGUGUCAGGACUGAAAGGAGACUAAUGAACAUUUGAUUCUGUUCUCAUCGUUACUGCCACGAUACUGACUUUUGUGUCAAUGCACUGGAAUCAAGAAUCAAGUCACAAAUCGCUGCUGAAGAGAAAAUCUGAUGAAUUCUUUUGUGAUUAUCAACUUUGUGCUUCAACGGUUCAGAUGGUAACUAAGUGGAAUUGUUCUGUUUAAACCGCAUGAAUGAAUAUUCUAUCUGUUACCUUUUUGUUAAACUCUUUAUCCAACAGCUCCUACACAUCAUGUUUGUUUCAUUUCCUUCGCAGAGCAGUUUCAAAUGCAUGGUGUACAGUUUUAAGGAUGUGUUUUAUGAACUUAAUGUAAAACAUUGGCUGCCUGGAAGAGAAGUAACAAUCACCCAAACAACUAAAACACAACAGCUUAGUUUGCAAAUAUAAAUACGUGUGAUCAUGUGAAGUUAAUGUGAUUUAAAUGUGCAAAAUCAGAUUAAACCGGGACGAGAUCUAAACUUCUGCUGCAGUCACAGCGGAUUCAUCCAGGGCCAGUGUUUCCUUUCUGUUGCAGGAAAUAUACCCGACAUUGUUGUGCGUCAGUGUGUCCAUCAACGUAACGUGUCUGAAUUACAUAUUAAAAGAGCAGGUGCACCUACUCCACAAAUUGUGA